AGGCGACGUCUUCGAGCUGAGAAGGCAGGUCUAGGGAUCCAUGCCACGGACAUUCAAGAAGGGAAGGUCGUUCAACGGAGUAAUAGUCUCCAACGUCGGAUCGAGGCCUGGGUCAAAGUCCAGGAGCUAUACAUGCCGAUGAUCGCAGCCUUACGACUGAAAAACAAGUCCAGUGGUGUUGUCAUCACUCCCGAGUCAUUUGAUCUUCUCCUUCCUUCGCAAGUUGGCAGAACGGAUCCUUGCGACCUCAAAUUUCAGAAAAUUGAAUGGAGACUUCGAUUCGCACAAGCUCACGACACACUACGCUCGCUACGUUCUAAUCUACGUGCGCAAACCGCUAUCCUGAAAUAUAAGGAUCGUAAUCUCCGCGGUCAAGGCUCAAACACCCGAGCUCGUAACACGCUCAAAGGCGUUGACGCAAGAAUCGAGGCAGCAUCAACCCGAUACCAGGAUGAGCGCAGAGCGCUGGUGAUUCUUGCUCCCAUCGUCGAGGAGACGGGAUGGCAAGCCUCCCUACGUCCACUCGAUCGUCAAGAUAUUCGAGGGAUGUCGGAUGUCCUGUGGGGCGAGACUGAGGGAAGAAGAAAGCUUUCAUGGAUAUGGAAUAUGCGCGGUGCUCAUGGAGACGAGCUGGAUGAUGAUGGAUCUAUGGAAGAUAUGCGAAUAGAAUGGUGCAAGGCCAGGGCGCGCGCUAUGCGGUGGAAGGAGGAGCUCGAGCUGUUACGAGAGGAGAUGCGGAGAACUCUGCAGUUCUUUGACUGGCAGGCGAUGUCGUGGGAUGAGCGCGCAGAUCAGAACUGGUCUGGUAGUCCCGCCGAGAGAGAGGGCCGGAUUGCAUAUGCUCGACGUCAAGCAGCCUUGCGUCGGGCACUGCGGGACACGUGUCAUUCCAGUUGGGCAGACACUCGCUCGUUCGUGGACCAGUUCCAUGGGGAAUCCUAG
Suillus clintonianus is the source of this 942-nucleotide messenger RNA. RefSeq lists its product as uncharacterized. Lineage: Eukaryota; Fungi; Basidiomycota; Agaricomycetes; Boletales; Suillaceae. The record is from RefSeq and is a predicted model, not a curated record. The transcript is spliced from 2 exons. The annotation marks the transcript as partial.